AUUGCCAAAACUGGUGAACUUAAAUCUACUCAUGUACUAGUCUUCAUCUCCCUAAUUCUCUACUUCAUGCUUCUUUCAUGAUCUAUUUUCUCCCAAUGACAAAUACUACUCACUAGCUAGCACGUUUCAUCACUCUUAAUUUAAUUUGGCACAAAAUAAAACAUAUAUACUCUCAGUUUUGAAGAUCUUGAUCUUUGCGAUGGAGCUUAAGUGUAGCUUCAUUGCCAUCUUCCUCCUCCUAUUACUCCUCGCCGCACCUUCUUUUUCGUCUUCUUCUUCAGGGAAAAUGGAUUUAACAAAUGUGGAGUCAGGGAUUUAUGAUAUUGAUUAUAGGGGACCAGAAACUCAUACAAACAUACCUCCACCAAAAGGGGGAAGGCAUAACAGUCAUCAUCAAGGCAUGUUGUUUCAUCACAAAGCUACUGAGCCUGGAAAAAGGGGAAAGAAAAAUCAUGGAUGACGGUGUAAAAAGAGUUUGAUGUAAUGGCGUGCUUUUGAGAUUUGUAUGAGCAGCGAGAGUGUGUCCUUAAUUAAUUUUGAUGAAGCAAUAGUAAUUAUAUGUUUGAACUCCUUUUAUUAAUUUACUCAUGUGAAAUAUAUUCAGAGGAAUGUAAUUAAUCGUCAAAUGCUUUAUAUUGGAUUUACUUAAUUAUACAUUAUAAUUUAUGUAUCUACUGAAGUUUGUGCAA
Lycium ferocissimum is the source of this 689-nucleotide messenger RNA. RefSeq lists its product as uncharacterized. NCBI's taxonomy places the organism in Eukaryota, Viridiplantae, Streptophyta, Magnoliopsida, Solanales, Solanaceae. The transcript has 3 exons. The coding region runs from base 200 to 460 and encodes 86 amino acids. The record is from RefSeq and is a predicted model, not a curated record.